Peromyscus eremicus (cactus mouse) is the source of this 2904-nucleotide messenger RNA. RefSeq names its product zinc finger protein 710 (gene Znf710). The transcript is spliced from 5 exons. NCBI's taxonomy places the organism in Eukaryota, Metazoa, Chordata, Mammalia, Rodentia, Cricetidae. The coding region runs from base 804 to 2801 and encodes 665 amino acids. The record is from RefSeq and is a predicted model, not a curated record.
GCUCGCCCGGUGCAGGGAAAGGGUGGGCAGAUCCCCAUGGCUGGUCUGGAGCCUCCGGUGGCUCGUCCUCCCUUCCUCGCCGCCCCCUCUCCCUCUCCUCGCGGUCAUUUUCCUAAUUGGACGGAGCUGUGGGGCGUGAUCGCCGGCGUCAGCUCGAGGAGCCCCCCGAAUCCGGUGGUCUUCCUUCCCCCCGACUCUCGGACCCCACCGAACCGGCCUCGGUGUUACCCCCACCCCGAGCUGCGGACUUGCUAACUCGUGCGUAGCGGGUUGUUGGUUGUUUUUUUUUUUUUUUCAACUUGCCUUUUAAGAUGACUUUUAUGGUCCCUGCAACUGCUUCCCUCCAGUCUAAACUGUAGUUUGGGAAGAUUUAAGAGGCCAGGGAGGUGCUUGUGUGGCCUUUAACUAAUCCAAAACGGUCAUUAAUGUAUCUCUACGCCCUGCGAGAUGGUUCCGGCCAGGCCAAGCAGGAGCCUGGGUGUGUUUUCACCCGGACACUGCGGAGUUCCUUCACGGUCUUAGCGGCCGGCCUGCCAGUGAGGGGACACUUGACCCGCGGGCCCAGUGCCCUAUCUUCGAAGGGCACCCUGGGCGUCUUUCUUUCCGUUCACAAUGGAAACUGUCCGCCACUGUCCACCUGAAGACGUACCUAGUCCCCGUGGAUACCUCGGAAGCUCACAAAACUCCCCCACAGGUGUGCGGGGGACUUGGUGCCGCUGGGGGUCAAUCCGGCCAGCUUUGACGCUGCCCUCUCAGGCCUUGCCUUUGUACAUGUAAAUGCCCUCCUAGCCAGCCGCCACGGGAUGGAGGGCUUCAUGGACUCAGGGACACAGACGGACGCUGUGGUGGUGCUGUCCUUGGCUCAGGCCGCUGUGCUGGGCCUGGUCUCAGAAAAUGAGCUCUUUGGAGCCACCAUAAGUGCUGAGGCCUUCUACCCAGACCUAGGGCCAGAACUGUCUGGGACAGCCAUGGGGGAGCCGGGACCACCAGGACCCGACAUCUAUCAGCUGGCCUGUAAUGGGCGGGCCCUGGAAGAGCCCCCGGAAGAGGAGGUGUUGGAAGUAGAGGCAGCCUUUGAGAAGCACACCCGGAGGAAGACACGGCCCCCUGUGCGGCUGGUACCCAAGGUCAAGUUUGAGAAGGCCGAAGAGGAAGAGGAUCAGGAAGUGUACGAAGUAUCUGUGCCUGGUGAUGACAAGGACCCGGGCCCCGCAGAGGCCCCUGCCGAGGUGGCCAGUGGUGGCUGUGAGGCCCUGGUGCAGAGCAGUGCCGUCAAGAUGAUCGACCUCAGCGCCUUCAGCCGCAAGCCCCGGACACUCCGGCACUUGCCUCGAACUCCAAGGCCAGAGCUGGACAUGGCCGCCUUCGAUCCUCCUUUCCCCGACCCGACCCGGGAUGGCUUCCCUGAGCCCAGCAUGGCACUACCGGGACCGGAGACUCUGCCCACCGAAUGUGGUUUUGAGCCGCCCCACCUGGCCCCCAUGAGCAAUCCUGAGCCUCCCACCAUGACGUCACCAGAGCUCGUCAAGCCAGAGCAGGGCUUCGUGUGGCAGGAGUCGGGCGAGUUCGAGGCAGACGCAGCAGGUUCCACGGUGGAGCGGCACAAGAAGGCGCAGCUGGACCGGCUGGACAUCAAUGUGCAGAUCGACGAUUCCUACCUGGUGGAGGCGGGUGACCGCCAGAAACGCUGGCAGUGCCGCAUGUGCGAGAAAUCCUACACGUCCAAGUACAAUCUGGUGACGCACAUCCUGGGCCACAACGGCAUCAAGCCACACUCGUGUCCACACUGCAGCAAGCUCUUCAAGCAGCCCAGCCACCUGCAGACGCACCUGCUGACACACCAGGGCACACGGCCGCACAAGUGCCAGGUGUGCCACAAGGCUUUCACUCAGACCAGCCACCUCAAACGCCACAUGCUGCUCCACUCCGAGGUCAAGCCCUACAGCUGCCACUUUUGUGGCCGUGGCUUUGCCUACCCCAGCGAGCUGAAGGCCCACGAGGUGAAGCACGAGAGUGGCCGCUGCCACGUCUGCGUGGAGUGCGGCCUAGACUUCUCCACCCUGACCCAGCUCAAGCGCCACCUGGCCUCCCACCAAGGCCCCACCCUCUACCAGUGCCUCGAGUGUGACAAGUCCUUCCACUACCGCAGCCAGCUACAGAACCACAUGCUCAAGCACCAGAACGUGCGGCCCUUCGUGUGCACCGAGUGCGGCAUGGAGUUCAGCCAGAUCCAUCACCUCAAGCAGCACUCCCUCACCCACAAGGGCGUGAAGGAGUUCAAGUGUGAGGUAUGUGGCCGAGAGUUCACCCUGCAGGCCAACAUGAAGCGCCACAUGCUGAUCCACACCAGCGUCCGGCCCUACCAGUGCCACAUCUGCUUCAAGACCUUCGUGCAGAAGCAGACGCUCAAGACCCACAUGAUUGUGCACUCGCCCGUGAAGCCAUUCAAGUGCAAGGUGUGUGGGAAGUCCUUCAACCGCAUGUACAACCUGCUGGGCCACAUGCACCUGCACGCAGGCAGCAAGCCAUUCAAGUGCCCCUACUGCUCCAGCAAGUUCAACCUCAAGGGAAACCUGAGCCGGCAUAUGAAGGUCAAGCAUGGCGUCAUGGACAUCAGCCUGGACAGCCAAGACCCCAUGAUGGAGCUGGCAGGCCCCGACCCCUCUGAACUUGACAACCGACAGGAGAUGGAGGACUUCGAGGAAAACGCCUAUACCUACACCAGUGUGAACAGCAGCACGGAGGCCAGCGCCCUCACUGAGCAGGCCAUGAAAGAGAUGGCCUACUACAAUGUGCUAUAGCGGGCCAGCCGAGUGGGCGGGGAGGGCGCAGGGGGAGACCCACGUACUGAGGGCUGCGCCUCUGCAGCCCAGAACCAAGCUACUGCCCACUGCCCAGCCCCCC